UGAUAUUUAACCUAGAUUACCCGAACUACCUGAAAGUCACCGAACCAGAAGCGAAACAAAAUAAGAACCAAAAAUUUCCGGGUAUUUUGGCUCCUAAUACCCUAGUCGAUUCUUGGAGAUCUGUGAUUGAGUUGUUGAUUAUGCAGAUCUUCGUUAAGACACUCACGGGAAAGACGAUCACCCUUGAGGUGGAAAGCUCUGACACCAUCGACAAUGUUAAAGCCAAGAUUCAAGACAAGGAGGGUAUUCCUCCGGAUCAGCAGAGGCUCAUCUUCGCCGGAAAGCAGCUCGAGGACGGGAGAACCCUAGCCGAUUACAACAUCCAGAAGGAGUCGACUCUACAUCUCGUCCUCAGGCUCCGUGGUGGCAUGCAGAUCUUUGUCAAGACCUUAACGGGAAAGACGAUCACACUCGAGGUGGAGAGCUCCGACACCAUCGAUAACGUCAAGGCUAAGAUACAGGACAAGGAGGGAAUCCCGCCCGACCAGCAGCGUUUGAUCUUUGCCGGCAAGCAGUUGGAGGAUGGUCGUACAUUGGCCGACUACAACAUUCAGAAGGAGUCGACUCUUCAUCUCGUGUUACGUCUGCGUGGAGGCAUGCAAAUCUUUGUCAAGACCUUGACUGGUAAGACCAUCACACUGGAGGUCGAGAGCUCGGACACGAUUGAUAACGUCAAGGCCAAGAUCCAAGACAAGGAAGGCAUCCCUCCAGACCAGCAGCGUCUCAUCUUCGCUGGAAAGCAGCUUGAGGAUGGUCGCACCCUAGCCGACUACAACAUCCAGAAGGAGUCUACCCUUCACUUGGUGUUGCGUCUCCGUGGUGGCUUUUAAUGUCUCGUUUUCUUGAAAACUUAUCAUGGUUUGUGUGUGUGUGUGUUUGAGGCAUUAUAAAGCCUCUUAAAUAAUUGAUCUCUCUUUCUCACUUAUCAUGGUUUGUGUGUGUUUGAGGCAUUAUAAAGCCUCUUGAAUAAUUGAUCUCUCUUUCUCUUUCCGUUCUAAGAUCCAUUCGAAUGUUUCUAUCUUGGAAUAUAUUUUCUUUACUCUU
Molecule: messenger RNA, 1044 nt
Organism: Brassica rapa (field mustard)
Lineage: Eukaryota; Viridiplantae; Streptophyta; Magnoliopsida; Brassicales; Brassicaceae
Product: polyubiquitin 11
Molecular function (GO): protein binding
Source: RefSeq, a predicted model, not a curated record